AUGGUCUUUGCACGCCGUUCAAUCUUCCGUGCUGCAAAUGCGGCUCAGUCCUUCCGUGCUGCUCCUGUUGUCCGCCAGUCUGCUCAGCUCCUCGGUCGCCGCUUUAAGUCUACUGGCGGCAGCUAUGAGCCAGGGCAUACAUCCAGUGACUUGCCUUGGUUGGCGGUCUCUGCUGCUGUAACCGUUCCAAUGGUAUUUUACCUCUGGCCUUCCAGCUCGGAAGGACACCACGACACCCACGGUCACGAAAAUAACGACGAGCACGCGGAAAAGAGCGAGGCCGAGGAGGCCGAGGAGGAUAAGCCUGCCGAGGAUUCCUCUGAGGCGGUGCCCAAGAAGGAAGAGAGGUCUGACACUGAGGAGAAGGAGCCUGAGGAGAAGAAGCAGCCUGAGGAGAAGAAGCAGCCCGAGGAGAAGAAGGAGCCCGAGGAGAAGAAGGAGCCCAAGGAGAAGAAGGAGCCCGAGGAGAAGAAGGAGCCCAAGGAGAAGAAGCAGCCUGAGGAGGAGAAGGAAGAGUCCAAGGAUGAUGACCCCAAGGAGGAAGCUUAA
Molecule: messenger RNA, 549 nt
Organism: Penicillium vulpinum
Lineage: Eukaryota; Fungi; Ascomycota; Eurotiomycetes; Eurotiales; Aspergillaceae
Exons: 2
Coding region: 1-549 (182 amino acids)
Source: RefSeq, a predicted model, not a curated record